Molecule: messenger RNA, 1299 nt
Organism: Hyaloscypha bicolor E
Lineage: Eukaryota; Fungi; Ascomycota; Leotiomycetes; Helotiales; Hyaloscyphaceae
Exons: 3
Coding region: 1-1299 (432 amino acids)
Source: RefSeq, a predicted model, not a curated record
AUGGUCAUGGAACGGCGUGUCCAUUUGAAGAGGAGACCAGGACUACCAAAGACACGAGAAGGAUGCGUGACGUGCAAAACCGCACGUGUCAAGUACGAUCUGGCAAGCCCGUUUGCCUCCGUUGCCAGAGACUUGAGCUCGAAUGCCACUACGCGUCAAAAACGCCGAUCAAAUGAAAGACCGUUGCAAUUAAGCCGGCAAACGAGAAAAGGCUCAAAAGUUGCACCGCGAGUUUGCUCUUCCUUAGUACUCCAAAGCAAUCAAGCGUAUGGAGAGGUCCCUUUCUCCUGUAACCCGAGAUAUUCGCUCGGCACUGAUCCUCUGCCUGCUGACAAUACGUUUCGAAAGCUGGAAUGGAAACAUCCAGUCAGGCCUAGGACAAGUCCGGGUCGGUCUCAGCUUAUCCGGGAUGGCAAAAGACCAUGCCUCGUCCCGAACUUUUUGCCGGCAGAGACUUUCUCGUCGCAUUCUACCGCCUUGACAAUGAGAGCAUUAUGUUCAUCAACGAAGAGCCGAUACCAAUCAUACCCCCCUUGCCACAAGCUAGCCAACAGUUUCACGACCUUGUGGGAAGCAAAGACGCAGUUCGAAGUACUGCUUCGAGUGUUUUUUUAUUCGAUUGCGGACGCUUAUGCUUGGGGUUCACGGUCAAAGGAGGUGGAAUAUCGAGCGCCCGGAUGCAAACCUAUGCCGGCAUACCCCUUCGCCGAACAAAGACAGGGUUAUCUUUCAGCGUUCCGGCAAUUGAAUAAAACACUGCAGGUCUUAUUCAGAGAGUAUACUGAGGAUCAUCCCGACUACGCAGGUGCACUUGCGUUGCAGCUUCGCUUCAAGUCAAUUUGUACUUGUGUGGCAGCGGACCAUUUCCAAGGCAAGACAGUCUACGACGUCCAUGUCACCGAUUUCGACGAAGUCAUUGACUUGGUUGACAAACUGCCAUUAUUGAGAACGCAAGAAUCCCCAACAUACUCAUUCGAGGGCUCCUUAAUGGUCUCCGUUUAUGUCAGCGCGAUGAAGUGCCGGGAUCGCUCCGUAAGAAGAAACGCAAUACGCACACUGAGACGCAAAGAGCUGAGAGAGGACACUAUAGAUAGUGCACUGAGGGCAAGGCUUAUUGAGUUGCAGACGGCAGUUAAGGAAGCUGGCGCUGUGAGGACAUAUAUCCCUGAAGAAGCAAGGAUUAGGGGUACCAAAACAAAAUGCAAUAUGGAGCAGAGAAAGGGGGCCAUGACUUAUCUGAAGAUAGAGGAGGGGAAACAGAAUGUGUUCAAGCUACGAUCUCUGGACCUUGCGUGGUAG